Epinephelus moara (kelp grouper) is the source of this 6144-nucleotide messenger RNA. RefSeq names its product clathrin interactor 1-like. The record is from RefSeq and is a predicted model, not a curated record. Gene Ontology annotation, molecular function: clathrin binding; phospholipid binding. The transcript has 12 exons. Gene Ontology annotation, cellular component: clathrin vesicle coat; endosome; plasma membrane. Gene Ontology annotation, biological process: endocytosis. The coding region runs from base 577 to 2568 and encodes 663 amino acids. Lineage: Eukaryota; Metazoa; Chordata; Actinopteri; Perciformes; Serranidae.
AUUUGGGCGGUGCUGUAGGGGAAAGUAAGUUUACAUUUUAUAAUUAUAAAGUUACACAUAGUGAUGUUUACAGGGAAGGCAACAGUGUCCAUUUUUAAGCCUGAGAAGACAAAAACUCAUAUCAGCUGAAUCAGCUUUUAGAGCAUAAUGAAGAUGAACUCUGCUGGUAAGAACAUGUGUUCCCACAAUCCUCUCUGCUGAGGUGUCCUUGAGCAAGGCACUGUCAGCACCUGGGGCUGUUCUCAACACAACAAUCUUCCUAUAAAUAUGAACAAAUACUCUGCUGUAUCAUCUUUAUCGCCUCAUUGUUCCCGCAUCAUUAUCGGUCCAUAAAUACGCAUAUGAUACAGUCCGCGAGCGAGGGAGCAUCUCGACGCUUCAGUGACGUAGGCAGGGAACGACGUUUCCGUAGCAACUGGGGCCGAUCCGUUCACCGCAGCGGCCGCUGUACUACCGGAGCUGAUCAAAGAGUGGGGGGGUUGUCGUCGGUAACCGGAUACCUCCUCUGUCUUGUGGGGCGUAGAGACACGGGGGCGACGCAGUUUCGAGGCGGCGAGCCCGCAGUGCCGUGCGGAGAUGCUGAAUAUGUGGAAAGUCAGAGAGCUGGUGGACAAAGCCACCAAUGUGGUGAUGAACUACUCAGAGAUUGAGUCCAAGGUGAGAGAGGCCACCAAUGACGACCCCUGGGGACCCUCCGGACAACUGAUGGGAGAAAUAGCCAAAUCUACCUUUAUGUAUGAGCAGUUCCCAGAGGUGAUGAACAUGCUGUGGACCAGGAUGUUGAAGGACAACAAGAAGAACUGGAGACGAGUCUACAAGGCUUUACUGCUGCUGGCCUAUCUGAUCAGGAACGGGUCUGAAAGAGUCGUCACCAGCGCCAGAGAACACAUCUAUGACCUGCGAUCUCUAGAAAACUACCACUUCAUCGAUGAGAACGGUAAGGAUCAGGGCAUCAAUGUGCGUCAGAAGGUGAAGGAGAUGGUGGAGUUCAUCCAGGAUGACGACAGACUGAGAGAGGAGAGGAAGAAAGCCAAGAAGAACAAAGAUAAAUAUAUUGGAGUCUCCUCUGACAGUAUGGGAGGAGGAGGAGGAGGAGGAGGAGGAGGGGGAGGAAGCAUUAAGAACUCUAAUGAAUUGGAUCGGAGUAAGUGGGAUGAGGACUGGGAUAAGAGCAGAGGAACUUUCCCCUUUAGUGAGAAGCUCGGAGAGAUCAGUGACAAGAUAGGCAGCACCAUAGACGACACACUCAACAAAUUCAGAAAGAAGGAACGAGACGACUCACCCGACAGAAUCAGUGACAACGAGGAGGACCGAGCCUCGAGAAACGGUAGGCAGGAAACUCUUGAGUUUAAAGACGAGGAGGAGACUGUCACAACAAAGAGCAUCCAGAUCACGCAAGCAACAGAAACUACGACCACCACCACGCGGAAACGUAGCGGAGCAACGAGCAGCAAGACUCUGGACCUGGGCGCUGCGGCCCACUACACUGGAGACAAGAGCCCAGAGGAGAAGUCAUCAGUCAGGCAGUCUUCCAGUAGCGGUCUAGCUGACCUGCUCGUGAUUGACCCCUUAUCCAAUCAGAGCACUGCAACAGGUGGCAGUUCGGACCUCAUCGGUGGCUUUGCUGACUUCUCCUCUCCUGCAGCCUCUGCCAGUCUCCCAGCCUCCACCGCUGCUGCAUCAUCCAAUGGAAAUGGAGACUUUGGAGACUGGAACGCUUUCUCGGCCAAUCCACCAGCUUCGUCUAGCUCCGGUCCCUCCCAGCCCGUCACUGACCUGUUUGGCAGCGUCCAGUCACCCACAGCCCCGACCUCUAAUCCCACCGCCACCACCCCACCAUCUGCCGAGCUCUUUGACCUGAUGGGUGGAGUUAACCAUCAACUAACCAAUCCACACACAACACUGAGUGCCUCUCAGAGCAUGACUUUCUCUCUGGGAGGGGUGACGCCAGGAGCCUCUGUUGCUAUGCCAGCCAUGCCCCUUUCUCGCUCUCAACAGAGCUUGGGAGGCAUGACAUCUCAGCAGCCCAUAGGACAACAGCAGAAGGUCGGUGUUGGAGGUCCAGGAUCGUUAGGGUCAACCUGGUCUGACCCCUCCGUCAACAUCAGCCUGGACUUCCUGUCAGCAGGCCUCAACCCCACGAAGACACCGCCCACACUCAACAAUAUCAUCCAGCAACAAGGAGUGCCUCCCAACCUGUUGGCCCAGAACUUCGGAGGACUGAGCCUCAGCUCCCCGCCCCAUGUGACGCCCAUUAGACCACCAGCCAACGCCAUGACAAUGGGAAUGCCUGCAUCUAUGGCAACUGGCAUGCCUGCUUCCAUGGCAUCAAGUAUGCCCCCUUCAAUGACCACGGGUACCAUGGGGAUGGGGGGAAUUCCUGUAAACCAAGGCAUGAUGGGAAUGAACAUGAGCAUGAAUAUGGGCAUGGCCGCUCCAGUGAUGAUGGGUGGUAUGACUGGCAUGGGCGUGCCAGGAGUAGGGAUGGGCCUCACACACUCCAUCACCCCAGCCGUGGUUCCACCCAAACAGGAUGCCUUUGCUAACUUUGGCAGUUUUGGGAAAUGAAGGAGUGCAAAUGCGUGUGAGUGAGUGUGAGUGUGAGUGUGCAUGUCUGACAUGUCAGGAGUGUGAACCACAGGAGGACUGCUGUACUUGAAGACAACCUUGCAUGUUUCUCUCUCUCUCUCUCUCUCUCUCUCUCUCUCUCUCUCUCUCUCUCUCUCUCUCUCUCUCUCUCACUGCUUCUGCUAUCUUUGGCGAGCUGGCACCAGUGAUCGUUCAUCAGCCCAGUGUGUUGACAUGAUCUUGGAGGUGGGAGAGAGCGCCGUCUGGUGCCCCUCAUUCGGUUAAAAUUAUGUGUGGGAUUAUGUCACACAGUGGACACCCGAAGAGCAGGGACGGUGUCAACCCACAGCCUAUAGUCAUUACUCUCCAGUGAGGAACGGAUCCUCAUCUUUACCUGUUUUAUAUAUGAACUGCAGUAUGUCCCCCCUCAUUACAAAAUAAACACAGCAAAAAGUUUCUCUGUAACUGCACGGAGAGUUCAAUCAGUAACUCUAAUGAAAAUGGCUUUGUUGCCUUAAUUUUGCAUCGUAGCCUCAGAUAUCAUGUUUUAUAAAAUGACAUCCAAAUUCAAUCACAAAAUUGAAGCCAUCACUUUAUUUCCAGGGAGUCACACUCCUUUUCCUAACAGUAGAGCAGUUAAAAAAUCUGGAGUAUACUGAGCCCAUACUCUGGUCCUCCAGCAGAGGGCAGGAUGGGUGUAUGUGUUGGGAUAACACUGUAUGGUACUUAUUCUUGAGCCAUAUUAGGAUGGAUGAAUAGCAUAUUACAUCCCUUUUCUCCCCUGUCCUUUUGUAUCAGGCUUGUAGCAGUUCACAGUAACUCAGUGUACAGUAGGACACUUACUGAUGUUUAAAAGAACAUGAGUGAAGCCUUGAACUGCGGAACAAAAGUCCCUAAAAUGCCAAUGGACUCUUUCAAACACAAUAAUCAGUCACUGGUAAAAGUGAUACUGUUCCUCUACUCUCCAUUCUGGAUGUCCUUGUCAGAUUCAUUCCUGAUAAAGGGGUCAGUCAGUAUUUUAAUAAGAGUACCAUUCACGGGUAGUUUCUCUUGAUGCCCUCUCUGACAUUGUCUUACCUCAGGCAUGAUGUUGUAGGACACGUGACUUUAUGUAAGCAUUGCUUUCUGACCCACAUAGAUCUCUUCUGUUCAUUCUACUUCUUCAUACAGACACUGUUUAUGUAAAGAGGUCCAGAAUCAUGUUUUUUAAAGAGUAUUUGCCAACUGAGGGUAUACGACGGUCGCCAUUUACAAGACAGUACAGUACAAUCGUCUACAUUUCUUCCAUGUGUAAGGCCGCGGCUCACCUCUGAAUUUUUGGGUCGACCCAGCAAUGAACCUUUAAUUACAUACAUUUCUUUGCCAGCAACAGAUUUUCAGCCCACAGCUCACGUGGUGGUCUCUUUGUGUGCACCUCACACACUGUGUACUAGAAAACAACCACCUUUACAUUUGACAUGGGUUAGAUACAUUGGAGGAUUUUUUUCAUUAGCUGCAUUUUAAUAAAUGAUUUCUAAGGCUAGCUGAGACCAAUCUAAAGGGUUUUUGGGGUCUCGAGUGAAGUGUGUGUGAGAAAAGAGUGAAUGAGUGUGUGUGACUUUGUGUAUGGGUAUAGUUUUCUCUGUUUGAUGUGCAAACACAGCUAAGCAGAGCCUCUUGUCAUUUUCUGAGGCGCUGCUCUCCAAAUGACCAAAUCUUUAUUUUGUUACUCUCAGAAGGAUGAUUCCAUAGCUAUUAGUUUAAUAUUUUAUUAGUUUACUUGUAAGGUUAUGUUCAUAUGAGAGAGCUACUAAUACAUAAUUUAGUUGACUGGAAUCAUGUUUUUUUUUUUUUGGUUUUUUUUUUUUUUUUGGUUUUCGGUACAGCUUGUUUUAUUUGAUUGUACUCUAUAUUUUCUGUACUUCAUUCGACAUUAAAUUAAAUUAUAACAAUGAAGAGUCAGGUCUUAUUGAUAUUUGCAUUACAUUUGAGACUGAGCAUGGCCAUGGUAGCUAUCAUUGAGAACAGCCUUAGGUGAGGUUACAUUCUGUAGAGGUGGGAUCAAGUCAUUGUAUUGCAAGUUGCAAGUAAGUGUCAAGUCUUUCCACACAAGUCCCAAGUCAAGACUGGGAAGUGCCAAGUGCUAAAUUUGGGGUUUCAAGUCCUGAACAGGUCAUAAUGUGCAAAUGUAAUGCCAUUUUAACAACAGAGUAAUGAUAGGCUACAUUAAGUUUACAGAAGCCAUGAAUGUGUUUUAAAAUUUGCAUUUAGUUUUUUAAAACACUAGUUUUUAUUGACCACUUUUAGUUUUUGUACACAAACGAAAAUCAAACAAGAUCACUUUUUCUGACUGGCGCUCAGGAAUGUACUGUUAACGUCCAAUAACGGUCUCUGUUUUCUGGGUAUCAGACAGUUUUAUAAUUUUCCACAAUCCGGAUUCAAAUUUGAAACCAAACCAAUCCUACCUGAGACACAGAUCAGAUUCAAACGGCAGACAGGAUCGAAACUGGGUCCAGGAUUUGUAAAGGCUGCCUGGCCUCAGUGGGAGCAACUUCUAAAUUUGUUAGUAGUAAUGGCAGGGUGAAGUCAGAAACUGUCACUUCAGGUUUAUGUCUAGCAGCAGCAGCAGCAGGUGUCCAGGUCAGGGCUGUGAAGCUGCUUCCAUCUGGGGGUCAAGUCUCCCCGCUCCAGGUCACCCAGAGGUAGAGUAUCCACAGAGGGCCUGUGUGUGAUGGUGCUGCUGGAAUAUGUGUCAGCAGAGACAUAGGAAAUAAAGAUUAAAUGUUAGGAGCAACAAAAGUGAAAAAUGUUGGAAAAUCAAAAUUAUGAGACACAAAGUCAAAAGUUUAUUUUCUGUUAGGGACUGUUCGUUAUUUGUGAAAGGAGAGGAGGUGGUGCAAAAAGGGGGAGGCAUGUCAAAUAAUUAUUUAUGGAGUGGGGAUGGACUUACGGUUUUUUAUUUUGGCUUAGGGGAGGUGCAUAUACUGUAUCUUUAAAUGGUUGUGUUUUGCAUUAGGUUUACUGGGUUUUACAUUUUCUGACAUCUGACAUCAAUUUUCUUUAAACAUUACAAAAAUUACAAUUUAUCAUAGCCAGAAACUGUGAAAACAGAAAUCCAACUGUCCUUGCACCCAUCAUCUGCCACGUGUCCAUCAGGAAAAAACAUAAAGAAUCUGAGCUCAAAAUAGUGAUAUUUCAUCAAAAUCCCUUUUAUCUAUGUCUCAUUUAAAAUUUGGCCAAAAAUAAACUGUUUGCAUGAACUAACCAGUAUGCAUGACAAAAACUGAGGCUUUUUUCAACUCCAGAAUUUCAUCUUUAACUUUCAAACAUCAAAGGGUAAGCUUUAAAAUCUAAUAACUAAUUUAUGGUGGAGGGAGGGUCAUGCAUUUUCCAUCAGUCACACAGGGAGGGUCAAGGAAAAGAAUUUGUAGUUUCGGGUAGGGUAAAAAGAAACUUGUAUUGUAUUAAGUCCGAAUGAUAAUGCACAAACUGAAAAUUCUGACUUUUUUAAGUAAAAUAAAAGGCUAAGUCAAAAGAUACAAUUAUCACAUGAGGUUUAUAAUUUUGGUAUGUACAUUAAAGUUUGUUUAAGCAGAA